Xenia sp. Carnegie-2017 is the source of this 920-nucleotide messenger RNA. Its product is annotated as corrinoid adenosyltransferase-like. Bases 44 to 772 code for a protein of 242 amino acids. NCBI's taxonomy places the organism in Eukaryota, Metazoa, Cnidaria, Anthozoa, Malacalcyonacea, Xeniidae. The record is from RefSeq and is a predicted model, not a curated record. The transcript has 9 exons. Gene Ontology annotation, molecular function: corrinoid adenosyltransferase activity.
ACAUGGUCCAUAUAUUAUACAUAUCAGUUGUGUAUCAGACUACAUGCUACAUGUGUCAAUUACUAGGAUGGCGAUUAACUAUAGUUGUUCUUGGAUUGCCGCAAAUUUACGGAAGGUUCUUGGAAGCAGGUUUUUAUCGCAAAUUGGCGACAAGACUUAUAGUGUAGUCGGGAGGGGCGUCCAUAUUUCAAGUGUAUCAAGUAUGAAGAUUUACACCAAGAAAGGAGAUAAAGGCUACUCAUAUAACUUUCUUGGUGAGCGGAGACAGAAAGAUGAUGAAAUAUUCGAAGCUCUUGGCACAACGGAUGAGCUUUCCUCGGCUAUAGGAUUAGCAUUGGACUUUUGUUCUGAAGGAGGUCACAAGAUUGUUGAAGAUCUUUAUGAGAUUCAGUGUAUUCUGCAAGAUGUUGGUUCUAAUAUAGCGACACCGAGGUCAUCAAACAAUGCAAAUAAAGUUGGUCUUACAAAAUUUCAUUUGGGCGAAGUUGAACGCCUUGAAGCGUGGAUCGAUAAAUACGACGCCCAUUUGCCAUCAUUGACGAACUUUAUUUUGCCUUCAGGUGGAAGAAGCAGCUCUAGUCUCCAUCUUGCGAGAUCCAUUUGCAGAAGAGCAGAAAGAAGGAUUGCCCCUUUAGUUCGUGCCGGAAAUGUUGAUGCCGAAAUCCUGCGAUAUUUAAACAGGUUGAGCGACUUUCUGUUCACGGCAGCAAGGUUUGUGUGUCAUGCAGAAGGAAAAAAAGAACUAAUUUACAAAAGAAAACCAACAACUUGACGAAAAUGGGUAGAGUAGCGUUCAUUCGUUCAAAUUCACUCUGUUACUGGAGAUCUUCCUUUCAAUGCAUGGUGUUUAAAUUUUAAAAAUACGUAUAUGUAAGUUUUACCAUUUUCAAGAGUAGUAAUAAAUAUGUUUAUUUGAUAAA